Molecule: messenger RNA, 9535 nt
Organism: Pieris brassicae (large cabbage white)
Lineage: Eukaryota; Metazoa; Arthropoda; Insecta; Lepidoptera; Pieridae
Gene: Dora
Product: zinc finger SWIM domain-containing protein 8 homolog
Exons: 29
Coding region: 172-5007 (1611 amino acids)
Cellular component (GO): Cul2-RING ubiquitin ligase complex
Molecular function (GO): zinc ion binding
Source: RefSeq, a predicted model, not a curated record
UCGAACUGAGACGUUGCACGGCCAUAUUUGUUAUUGUACUCCAUAGAAAAUAGGAAUUUAUUUGAAUCGUUUGAUUUUUGAAUAGAAAGUGAUUCAGUUCCCUAAUUUUGUGAUGCAUUUUAGUUCAAUUAAUUCUUACCACAGAGAGUAUAAUCAAUGUCAUAAAAACCUAUGCGUAUAAAAAUGGCGGGGACAUCAAAUAAUAAUGGGAAAGCGGGACGAUCAGCUGUCCCAGUGGAUGUGGGAUCGCCCUUACUUGAUUGGGAGGAGGGAGAUCACUUCAGUUUCGAAGAUUCCGAGCGUUUCGAAGAAGAUUCUAUGUGUAGCUGGAGUUCGGAACCCGAAAGCCUUUGUAAUAAUUGGCGAGGCUGGAGAAGACCAAAUUUUCCCAAUUCUUUCGGACCUAGGCCAACGAAAAAACCAACUCAAGAUAAACCUGUAUCAUCACUAAGUGAGUUGGCUGCUAAGUGUGUUGCCAGUCACAUUCCAUUUGAGUUAGUUGAACAUGUGUAUCCACCAGUACCAGAGCAAUUACAACUACAAAUUGCUUUUUGGAGCUUCCCAGAGAGUGAAGAUGAUAUACGUCUUUAUUCAUGCCUUGCAAAUGGAUCAGCUGAAGAGUUUCAGAGAGGAGAACACCUGUUCAGAGACAAGGCGGUUAAGGAUGUUUUACAAAUUGGUUUUCACUUAUCUGCAACAGUUUUACUUACCAUGGCAAGGACUCAGUUUAAUGUAGCUGUGACAUUUGACAGGCAAAAGAUAUCAUCAUGUAACUGUACUUGUUCCUCAUCAGCUCAUUGGUGUUCACAUAUUGUUGCUGUGUGUCUCUUUAGAAUACAUUUACCAACUCAAGUAUGUCUCAGAGCACCAGUAUCAGAGUCUCUACAGAGAUUGCAGCGAGACCAAUUACAGAAGUUUGCACAAUACCUCAUAUCGGAGUUACCACGACAAAUUCUACCAACGGCACAGAAAAUAUUGGACGAGUUAUUAUCAGCUCAACCGAACCAAAUCAACACAACUUGCGGGGCACCUGACCCAACCGCAGGUGCAUCGGCCUAUGAAUACACAUCAUGGUUCCUCGAUGAAAAAACAUUACACAACAAUAUUAAUAAAAUAUUGGUGAAAUUUUGUGUACCAACUCCAAUUGUAUUUAGUGACGUAAAUUAUCUAAGUACAAGCGCUCCGCCGGCUGCGGCUGAGUGGUCCUCCUUGUUGCGGCCUUUGCGCGGACGUGAGCCUGAGGGCAUGUGGAAUUUGCUGUCCAUUGUAAGGGAGAUGUUCAAACGUAGCGACAGAAAUGCUAUACCUCUACUCGAGAUUAUCACUGAAGAGGUCAUGGCUUGUGAACAGAUAAUAGUCUGGUGGUACAGCACUAAAGCGGCCUUAGUGGCGUGGGGUGGCGGGACGGGAGGGAAGCAUGGUGGUGGCGGAGGCAACUCCACCGCUCAGCACGCUUGUUCUUCUCUGUGUGACGAGGUGGUGGUGUUAUGGCGUCUCGCGGCUUUGAACCCUGGACUCGCACCACACGAAAGAGAUACACUUCACGAGCAGUUCACCCAAUGGCACGUGAAGGUUUUGGACAAGGUGGCAAAGAAUCGUAACAAUCACAUAAACACGUCGCAUCCGCGCCAUGUGCGUACGCAUUCUCACCCGCCAUAUAUCAAUGGUAUAAGCGAGACUGAAGUAUUUCCCGGCUUCAACCCGGCUAUGGAAGCCUGUUUCCUUGAAUGGGACGAUUACCCAAUAGCUGGUGUUACAUACACAAAGGACCUCAAUCCGCUCUAUCAUAGCCCUUUUACCAUAUUCAGGCAUUCGGAUAAGCAGGCAGACAGUGUACAUCAGGUAAAUUCAUCAAAGGCAGUACUUAACAACGAGAUGUCUCUCAGCUAUAGACUGACGAAUCCUGAUCCGUCAAUGCAAGGACAUCGAACUCUGGUUCACAGAAACAGUAGAAUAACUGUUGAUUUGGCAAUUGCUGGUCCUUCGAAUCAGGCUUGUGGUUCUGGACAGGAAGCAGCUCGUGAUGCCGGGCCAAGUGACGGGAAUCAUUCGAGUGUCUCAUCCGAAGGUUUUUGUGAAAAUGAAGAAGAAAUGCAAGUUAGCGGCGCUGAUGGUGGUGACACUGACUCUCAGGAUUCAUCUCCACCGAUUUCGUCUGAUGAUGCGAUUCCACCCAGGGAUGACUCAGUCUCUGAUGAUGAAUGUCAUCUCUACUUCUAUGAUGCUACAGCCGCUAGAAGAGUGGCAGCUGACGGAUCUAGCGCAAUAAACGGGGCCAACAGUGUGAGUGGAGCCAGUAGCAGCGGCGCUAGUUGGCAGUGCGGUUGGGAAGUUCAGUUCGCGCGAGCUGAAGGCUUACACGCGCAUGGACAUGCCAGAGAGGCCUGCGCACUUGGCGCCAGUCUUGCCAGAGAGCUAUUGGCUAGACCACCAGCUUUGCUAGGUACAGGCUACGGCGGCAGCGCAGCGGAGUUGCGACGUGCUCGUAGACGUCACGCCCCGUCCCCGCGUCUUUGCGCAGCCAGCCAUCGCACCUCGUGUCUCGCUUCGACGACGCUCGCGAAAUGCGCUUUCCUUUGCACUGUGCUGGCGGAAUUUAGCGAACAACACGAAUUAGCCUUCCGUGUGGGUCUUUUCGCGUUGGAAAUGGCUCGUCCUCCGGCCAGUACUAAAGCUCUGGAAGUGAAGCUGAACAAUCAGGAGUCCGAGCUGGUCUCCUUGCUAAAGAAACUGCCGACUGGUGCAGAACAACUGGACCUGGCUAGGGAGAAGGCGGAACAACUGAGAGAUGGAUUGCUAAGAAGCCGCGGUCCAGCAUUGUUGCCGAUAUCAUUGGCCAGUUUCCUGUUUGAAGUUCUUGUGCUGUCCGCGUCUGAAAACAAACAUCCAGCAAGACUGCUAACAGACGAAGUACUAGGCUUCGAGGCGGCAGUGGCAGCCCUAGGGCUCAAAGCGAACGUGUCGGAAGCAGAUCAUCCGUUACUAUGCGAAGGCACGAGACGACAACGCGGUGACCUAGCUCUGACCCUGCUGUCUUUCUACAAGGACGAUCCCGUUAAACUCGCCCGUAUUAUGAAUAAGCUCCUUGAUCGCGAUAUCCACCAGCUGACAAAGGGUCCAAUGGUCAGCAUGUACUACUCCACGAACCCUCGCUUCAAUACUCGCAGCGAGCAUCACCACCAUCAUCCUCCAGCUAAUAUGCCUGUGGCCGGUCCGUCGUGUAACCUAUCUGGUGAGAUGGAGCGUCUCUCCGUGGGAGAAGGGAAUGGCUCGCCCCCCGCAGCCCCCCAUUCACAUCAGCAGCAUACUACACAUUCCUUGCCUAGGCUUAAGGAUACCAGGUACAAAGGAAAGCGACAAUAUCCCUCAGUGCCAAAUCAGCCUUCGGAAGCGUCGUCUCACUUCAUGUUCGAAUUGGCCAAGUCAGUGUUAUUCAAGGCUGGAGGGUCCUCGAGUACCAGCCUCUUCACUCAGACCUCGUGUGCCAGAGAGCAUCAUGGACCUCAUAGAGGUCUACAUAUGGCGGCUUUCCAAUUGGGUCUAUACGCCCUCGGCCUACAUAACUGUGUUAGCGCCAAUUGGCUGAGUCGUACGUAUUCUUCGCACGUGAGCUGGAUAACAGGUCAAGCCAUGGACAUUGGUGCACCCGCAAUCCUAUUCUUGAUCGAUGCUUGGGAAGGACAUUUGACACCGCCUGAAGCAGCUGGAAUAGCCGAUAAGGCCUCAUCAGGUCGCGACGUCCAAACUGUUCGGGCGGCGGCUGAACUUGCCUUAUCAGUACUACCGCACGCACACGCCCUCAACUACAACGAGAUCCAACGCGCAGUACUGCAGUGCAAGGAACAGAGCGACGCCAUGUUGGAACGGGCCUGUCUCAUCGUCGAAGCCGCUGCUAAAGGCGCCUGCGCAGGUGGCGGGGUUUACCCCGAGGUGCUGUACACGGUGGCCCGUUACUGGCACGAGCUGUACCUGCGCCAAGCCAAUGAGGAAGAGCCCGAGGAGGCCUAUAGGGCUCCACCACCGCUCGCCGUGCCUCUGCCCUACCCGCUGCCAUAUCCCUUCACCUACCACCCUUAUCCGCCACACAUUUAUCGUCUGCAGUUCGAGUGCCCUCAGUACGGUGGCGCAGGUCCGGCUCACCCGGGCGCCCAGUUCGCGAUUCCGCAGUACUUCGUGCGCGGGAUCGUGCCGCCUCACCCGCAGCAACACCCGCAAAUGGCUCAAGUGGCGCAGGUGGCCCAGCACGUCCCGAUGCCGCCCCACGCGCCUCCUCACCAGCCUAUACCCGUCAAUGUGUCUCACCCCGCUCCGAUACCGCCACCUUUGCCUGUCGCCCAUCAACCAGUGGGUGCCGUGGGAGUUGUGCCAGUCAGUACUGCACACGUGAAUAACGGUCCGCCCAUGGGCAGUGUCCCACAAGUACCUGGAGCUGGUCCACCCGCCUUACCGCAAGCGCAGUUGAGGAGAUUACUCGCUGCUUAUAGAGUUGGCAUGCUUGCACUGGAAACCCAGGCCAGGAGGGUCCACGAUGAUAGGCCGCAGAAUAAGUUCGGAAGGAAUCCCCCAUACGGCGAUCACGUGAAAUGGCUUCUGCGUAUAUCGAAACGUCUUGGUGCGCAAUACUUACACCAGUUCUGCGUUUGCGCAGUUAACUCUGUGGUAUCACCGUUCGUGCUAUACGAGUUAUGCGUUGAGUCAGCCCAUUGGCUGGCUAGGGGAGGCCCUCAUCACCUCGUAAUGCAGCAUCUACGGGGCACACUAGCGCCACUCGUGCACAAGUGUCAACAGAUGUACAUUCAAUGCAUCCAUCAGAAGCUAUACCACUUAACAGCAGUCGAGUACGAGGAGUUUGUUGGUAUCGUGUUAUCAGCGCGUACGGCUUUUCAACUUACACCUGAAGGAAACACCCAGUUUAAGGAAUGGCUCGCUUCCCUACGCAGAUCGAAAUCGUGCAAGAAGGACUUGUGGACGCAGCUGAACGCCGCACUUCAGACGAACGGCAAAUGACGUCGGCAGGCGAUAGUUUGUGUGACGCGGGGAUCGGCGCGCAAACUGUCACACCCGCGACGAUGUCGGCACACCCGGCAUCACACACACACACUUUGAACGUGCACGCGUACGUUGGACGCACGCACGUACGCACUCACACGAAUUGUACGGUUUAAUCGCUUUACUCUCACUGUUAACUAUUCUUGCUUCACGAUAAAACUAGAUCAAAUAUUUUUUACACCAACACAGCAAAUGUUUGUGGUAAAAUAUCUUUCUCGGAGUUAAUAAAGCGCCUCUAGGCUAGAUAAAUUGUAUUACAUACUUUAAAUAUUUAACCAUUAGUAGCUAACAGUGACUGGAAGUGAUCUCGGAAAGCUGUUGAGAUGUCGUUAUGCUAAAAUUUUAUUGAGCAGGUCAUGUAAGUUCUCGUUUUCUCUGCUCAAAUUAUAUUUUGUGUAUAAGUUCAUAAAACGGACUACGCACAGUGUUGAUCUCAUCUAGUAGCUUGCGAAUUCUUCAAUGUGACUAUUUUGUGCGUAUUCAAAAAUUAAUAUGAUUUAAAAAAUGUUUAUGACUAUUUUUUUAUAUCUUUGAAAAUUGUAUUGUAUCAAAUAUAUACUAAAAAUAAUCGACAAAAUUUAGUACUGAAAUUUAAUCUUUGUUGAAAUAACUUAAUUAUCUUAACAUCAGUCAUUUUGAUAGAUCGAACAAACUCUUCGUAUUUUUAGCACAAAAUAUUUCAAUCAGUAUACGUAAAAAGAACUAUAUAGUUAAAUGUCAAGGAUAAAUUUAUUUCGACAAAUUAGAACGGUUUGAUGGUUUUUUUUUCGAGCAAAUAAUGUCGACUUGUGUACAGGAUGGUAAGUAUCUAUGGAAAUUGGUCUGUUUUGGACUGAAUGGCUUGUUUUAUUUAGUCAACAAAACUCAUCCACUCUUUACCUAGUCAAUGGUUUUGGACAUCAUUGGACACCAGUGAAGCUUCAGGACUAUAGCUAAUUUAGUUUCCAUUUUUUAUUUUAAGAAUUCAUUUUCAUAACAGAUCUCGAUUAUUUAAUUCAUUUUGAAACGAUUGAAUACAGAUCCGUUUUCUAGACGAAACGAAAACAGUGCGAUCGUUUAAACGGUAUUUUAUACAAUUAGUUUGUUAGAGACAUUAUCAUUAAUUUGGUUUAAGAUGUUUACGGUUAUUCAUCAAACAAUACUCAUCCGCGUCCAUUAGUGAAUUAGUACAGAUCUCCGUUUCGCUUAGUUAAGCGUUAAUAUUGCUCAUUGCUAGUUAUGUUUGACCUAUGUUGGUCAAUAUUGCGUAGUAGAACGGUUGUUUUGAGUUGAAAGUAAUUUGGCAAGUUGGGACAAGCGGAUGUCAGCGUUUAUCGGCAAUUAAAUGUUGUUUCAUAAGGGUGGGGUCGUUUGAUUAGCAUCAGCCGAGCGUUGACGCCUCGUAGUCGGUCUGUAAGAUGUCUAUCGCCAGACGGACAUUUGUAAGGACAAGACAAUUAUAUUUCUUGUUUAGAAUCCGUCUUGCAAUAUUAAUGAUUCUAGUUAGAUGUGAACUCGCUUUGUAUUGUCUUUUUAAUGCGUGUUGUAACUAAUUCGGUUUGGCUAAAGGGAAUGGGUAAAUUGGUUCAAGAAUAAAUUAAAAAUAUAAGUCAUAAUCCCGUUUUAAAUAAUCUCCUACGAUUACUAGCUUCAAGUGCGAUUAUCAACUUACCCUAUAAAUAAAUAUAUAGAUCUAAACCCACUUGGUCCGUUCCGACUUUGGGUAGUUGAAAUUUCCCAUUUUCCUUUCUUGUGUAUCGUCCUUGUAUGUAGAGUAUAAGACAGAUCGUAGCUGAGAACAGUCGGUACACUAUUUUUGAUAUUAUCUUGUCGAAAUUUGCAAUUCACGAGUGUUUCCGUAAUGAGGUUUUUGCGGUGUAUUAGGACGAGCGUUUUAUUAACUAUAGUAAGGUUUAUUUACAAGUUAAUAUAACGAGAUGUAGCUUCUUGAGAGACUUUGAAAUAUUAUAAUGUAGGGAUAGGAGCUGGCAACGUCUCAUUCCGAUUUCGGAUUCACUACUAUAUCGAUACCGACUAUUUGGCCUUGCAACUGCAUUGAAUUUAAAAUAUUGUUAGUAUUAAAAUAGUAAGUACAUUCUCCUGUAUUUAACGAAGCAAUAAAACAUUUGUCAUGUAGGUGACAACUUUUUUGUACUUAAGCUGUGACGUUAAGUCCUACUACGGCUUGUAAAGACUGACCUAAAUACAGUUUGGAUCGCUCAGAGUUCAGGGAUUUAUGGAUCAUAUGAGUCGAUGAAUUAUAUGCGCCGGUUUAGUCGUAAUUUGCUGUUGUAUGAUUAGAAGAAUUAUUCGCUAGAUUCCUUACCGGUUGUGGGUAUGUUAAGAUAUCGGAAUGACGAGAGUUGCCGGACGUGUGUCGUUAGGCUUAGUUCAAUCUUUAAGUAGACGUGCAGACAUUGACGUGUGGAUGUUUUCGACGUUCAGUAGUUAGUAAAUUUCUAGAAUGCUAGUUAGCGUAAAUUGAAGUUUGUAUGGAAAUCUAUGGGAAAACUUUAUUUGGUGUUCGUUCUUUAAAUGAAUUUAACAAAGUUUUGCCGUAUAUUUAACUUCGUCUAUAGUUCAGCGUUAAUCGAUAUUUUUAAAUAUUUAAAAUUUCAAUUUUUGAUGUUAAUGUGGGCUGCAUAUUUUUUGGAUGAUUUUGUACGAGGGUUCGUCUGGGUUUUAGAUUGUAAAUCACUUAAUUAAAUCCCACUAUACGCGUUAAAUGUAAAAUGUACUUUGCGCCCAAAUGGAAACUCGUAGCUUUCGCAAAAGCUUUUCAAUAUUAAUGCACUGAAUUUAAAUAGUUCCGGACGUCAAAUUUAGUUCAAUCACAUAAUUGUCAAUAAAAUGAAAUUUCAUCAUUCACUUGCCGUCCAUAAUUAUUUUGCAAAUAAUGUAGCUUUGUUGCUGUAUGGUCAGUUAUCCCUAAUACAUAUUUACAUAACUAAUGCAAUAUAAUUGGAUACAUUCUCGAUCAAUAUGAUUAAUUUUGGAACAUUAUCCUCCAUUCAUUAGCGUAAAGUGCUUUGACAUUUUGUCUCAAAGAACUAUUUUUACACUUAAAUUAUAUGAAAAAAAAAGUAAAAAAAAUAUAUAUCGUUAGUUUCGUAAUUUUAAGACGUUAGAAUGAAACAUAUUUUAUAAAUAGUCGUUUAAUGCAUGUCGUAGUUUUAAUGCAGUAUCGUGUCAAUGGUUUGUUCACAGAUAAUAUAAAAUUCAACAUAAUAUCUAUUGCGCAUUGUAACAUUGUUUUCAUUGCAUUGUUGAAGACAUGAAGUAUUUAAUUAUGGUUGACAUUCUAUGUAUUUUAUAAUCUCUUUGGUAAUGGAUUUAUGUCCAAUUCGUAUUUGCAAAUAUCAUCACAAUGACGUAACUGAAGUAUAAUAGGCCCUGGAACGAUGCAUAAUUUAUUUUAUACACACCUUAUUGUAGUUUAAUUAUACACUUUGUAAGUGUGGUGUCUCCGCCUAUUAAAAUAUUUAACAGUUACAGUUUGAACUAUUUCGAUAAAGAGAUUCGUUCAUAUAUAUUCAAGUAGUUUUAUUUUAGUGGGCUUUGUUUAUAGAGACCUGUAUCUGUCUCAACAGCGGCGGCGUUAACUUUAAUAUUGUCUUUACCGCACGGUCACAAGGUUGCGAGAGUACUAUAUAGAUUGCAUACAGAAAGAGUUUGGAUCACUAUUGACUUUGAUUGCCGUAAAGCAAGUCUCUAUCGACAAGGUCGGUCGACUUGUAGGAAAUCGAACAUCUAAAGAGUUUUGAAGAUCAUUAAUCGAUCAUUUAUUAGAAUGAAACGAUUCGUCGAUGUUCAAUUUCAAACAAGCAAUAUCCCAACGUAUUAUUGCGUUCAAAAUAUAAAUGACAUUCAUGCUUACAUUUAAUCUUAGAUUAAUUUGUUAAAUAUAUAUGUGAAAUGUCAAAAACUACUGUUUCGCAUCGGACCGGUUCGUGAGUCUUAGAUAUUAUUAAAUUGCGAAAUGGUUGUUUCGGUUCGAUAUAGACAAGUAAUUUAUAUCAACGUGAGGAUUUCUUUGCUUGACCAAGUUACUUGCACUAUUGACGGCCAUAUUUCUUUGUUCGGUUCCUAUAGUAACGAGACAGCUUCGCGGAUGUAGGAUGCGAGCCAGCUUCUAUACUUUGUGACUUCCUUAAGUGCCCAGGAACUUUGUAUUAACUAUUUCUUAUAUCGCAAAUGGUUGUAACUAUAUUAAAGUUAUUAGUGGAGCGACAAUCGCGCACGAUUUGAGAUUGCGGCCGUACACUGACGCAGCGCGUUGUCGCCUCCAUGCGAGCGUGCAAUGCUUCGAGAUGGCAAGUACAUGCGGUUGCAUGUCGGCCAACAACGUGAUUUUUCCUAUUUCCCACUGUAUCGUAUGUUUCCUCUUCAACUCAAAAAUGUUUUGACUUCUAGAUAAUUUUUAUUAUUAAUUUUACGAUAUCACAUAAGUCUUUUUGGCGAAAUAUUUAAAAUAACAUUAUUUAAUUAUUCAAUAUACUUAUUCUAU